AUGUCUGGACGGAAAGACGUGUCUGCUCCUGCUGGAUCUCUUGUUCCUGAGGAUCAAUCCGGUCAAGAGAGCAACCCGUUUUGGAGCGUGGAGUCUCCUGCCGACGCCAGCAUUGGCAUUGAUACGUUCAACCAUGGCAGUUCAGUCUACGCACCCUCUGAAUACCGAUUCCUGGCACAUGUCUUCAAGAAGCUGACCUCAACUGACACUCCUCCCACCGUUCGAGACUGGAUGAAACCUCUUGGGAGGGGACUAUCGCAUCAGCUGUCGGCUCUGACUGGUGCAGGAGAGCGCACCUGCAGAAAGGUAGCGGAUUUCGCAGAAAGUGGGACCAUUGACAACAGAGAGAAGACUGACCGAUCGGGACGAUCUAUAGAUGGACUGGACGAGAACUUUGCCACCAAGAUUCGCGACAUCAUCACUCAAUCCAACAAAAAGGGCAUUCCCAACUCAGCUAGCCGUAUUUCGAACGAACUGAGGGCAGAAUACAACAUCGAGAGGUCUGCACGAUCGAUUACAUGCGGCCUCCACAAGCCAGGGCUGUACUGAGGAAAAGGAAAAUGUUACCUAUCGACUCGGCUAUCUUGAACGCCGCUUGAAGAACCAGAUUAACAAAGGUGAUAAGAUCAGACCACAUCGUCUCGAGGUGUUUUUUGGACGAGUC
Molecule: messenger RNA, 664 nt
Organism: Gamsiella multidivaricata
Lineage: Eukaryota; Fungi; Mortierellomycota; Mortierellomycetes; Mortierellales; Mortierellaceae
Exons: 2
Coding region: 1-549 (182 amino acids)
Source: RefSeq, a predicted model, not a curated record